AUGUCAUUACUUUACUUAUUUAUCUCUUUCACAAUACAUACUGGAGCAUGUUACCGACUGAAUAUGUAUAAUGUCGAUCAAGCGCUAGAUAAUCAUUGUCUUGAUUACAUUGUUAACUUUGCAAGCCCUUGGCAGCAACAGAUAAUUUCAUUUUGUUUCCGACCGUCAACACAGAGUGAACGCAUAUCCUAUUUAACUUGGAAUAAUACAGCUGAUCGUCAUUUCACGUUUGAAAUGUUAUACGAAGAGAACAUAACCAGCCAAGAUUUACUUCAAUGGUCGGCUACCGUCGACCUUGCAGAACGUUAUCAAAUCUAUUUGGAGCGUAAAAAAGAUUUCGCCUCUUUCGAGGAUGAGCAAUACCUGUUUUACAACUGUUCAUGGCCUUGGUUUGGACCCCUCUGUCAAUUUUCAUUCGGACUUUUCAGUGACGGCGCGUUCGGAAUAUUUGUUAGAAGCAUUUUCACAUCAAGAGAACUUAUCGUUAACGGCUCAAUGAUUGCAUGCUAUUCACAUUUGAAAUGUGAAACAUUAUUUACAUGUCUCGAUUGGCGUGACAUAUGCGACGGGGAAAUGGACUGCUUGGAUGGAACCGAUGAAUCCGGUUGCUGGCCACUCGAAAUGAAUGAAUGUAGCUCUGACGAAUUUCGUUGCCAUAAUGGUCAAUGCAUAUCAGCGGUUUUUCUUGCAGAUGAACCUGUGAAUGCAGACUGCCUGGAUCGAAGUGACGAACCGCUGAACACCGAUUUCUCAGAAACAUGCUUCAACAAUCCUUCUUUUGCAUGCGAAGAACGUAUGUGUCGUCCAGGUAAACAGGAGUUUCCAUGUGGAGAUGGCCAAUGUAUUGGAGAAGUAGAUAGAAUUUGUUUGAAUGGAAAGAGAAAUUUUCUUUCUAAUGACUCCUGUUUGAACGCAAUGAACUGUCUACUGGACAUGAUUGGUUAUGAUGAAGAAGAAUGGUGUGACCGGCUUUGUCCAGACGUAAGAUGUAUGUCUGAAUAUUGCCCAGAUUCAUUCGAAUUUCCUGCCGAACCUGUUCUGUUCGGUCAUGUGCGUUUGAUAUUUGAAACUGAAAAAUUAAUCGACAAUGUUCGCCUACCAUCAUAUGUAUGUUACAAUGAAGAGUUAUGUAAAGACUUUUUGUCGCCUACCAUCUACAUUAAUGGUUCUGCCUGUCGUCAUCUUAGUCAGUUGAAUUUGUCUACAAUACAGAGUAGCAGCAUUUUUUCUAUAUUUGUACGUACUCUCAAGCACACUUUUCGUUCUUGUGCAGUCAUUCCGAGCGGAAUAUAUGAUUGUAACCAUAAAAACGCCUAUCAAUGCAAGAAUUCUACAAAAUGCAUUUCAAAAUAUCGUCUUGUCGACGGCAUCAGUGAUUGUCUACACGGAGACGAUGAAGAAUACAAAGAAAGUUGUGAACUGAACGACCAUCAUCAUCGAUUCCGAUGUUUCGAUGAUAAGAAACGAUGUUUUGCACGUUUGGUCGUUAGAAAUGGACACUACGAAUGUCACGGAAACGAAGAUGAGGCGACAAAUACUGCAUUGCUUAGGACGCGUCGCGUCUAUUUCCCGACACUUUGUGAUGGCCAUGAGGAACUGACCCCCAUCGUAAUCGAUGGACGAAAUGAAACAGACGAAACGGAAUGUGAACACUGGCCUUGUAAUAAUACUUAUAAUCGAUGUGACGGUGUUUGGCACUGCCACAAUGGUGCUGAUGAAGUCAGUUGUCCAGGUUCGAUUUGUCCACCUCUACAACAUAUGUGCGUUUUGCCAAGCAAUCUCAGCGAAUUAGGGUGUGUAUCUAUCGAUCAAGCUGGUGAUGGUAGCAUCGACUGUCUUGGAGCAUCGGAUGAGCGGCAAUAUUGCCGAAUGAAUUACGCACUCGCUCAAGAUUUUCGUUUUCGUUGUUGGAAUGAUACAAUAUGUGUCGGUAAGAAUUUUCUAUGUGACGGAGUCAGAAAUUGCAAAUUUCAUGAUGAUGAGCAAUUUUGUACGUCUAACACAAUACCACUCGAUGAAGAAUUUUGUGAUGACCCAAAAACGAAACUUGAAAAGUUUAUAUGUCAUUUUAGCGAUAUUUCCAGAAGCGAAAAGUUUUAUCUCGUGUUGCAGAACAUGCAAACUUAUCCGCCAAGUUUGAAAGUCACUGAUGAUAAAAUCGAACGAUUUCCUAUAGCUACUCGAAAACCAUUUUCUAAGAGCACAAUAGAUAAUGAUAUUGAAAGUGAAUGGAUUCCAAGAUGCAAUCGUGGAUUGAAUAUCCGUGUGCGCAUCGACAAUAGCGGAAAUGAGUUACAACGGUGUCUUUGUCCCCCUGGUUACUAUGGCGAUACAUGUCAAUACCAAAACCAACGUGUUAGUGUUACUUUUCAAGUGCGUGUAGGAUCGGAUGGACGUACACUCUUUAGUAUUUUCAUUCUACUAAUAGAUCAUGAAGGGAAAGUUCAUUCAUAUGAUCAAGUGCAAUAUUUGCCGAGUCGAGAUUGUUACACCAAGUUUCAUAUUAUUCUUCUUUAUGCUACUCGACCAAAAAAUAAUUCGAAGAAUUAUUCUGUACGCAUUGAUGUUUUUAACACAAUCACACUAAAUUAUCGAGCAAGUUGGAUUUUCCCAAUUUUAUUUCCUUUUCUACCUGUAUAUUCCCUGGCAGUCCAACUUCUUAUUCCAAAUUUCCCUGUUCAACCAACACAGCAUUGUCCAUUGCUCUGCAUUCAUGGUCAAUGCAUAAAAUAUACAAAUACAGAAAAAACCUUCUUUUGUCGAUGUGAUCAUGGUUGGUCAGGUAAUGAUUGUUCGAUCGCGCAACACUGCAACUGUUCACCAGAUUCACUUUGUAUUGACCAGCCCAUAUGUGUAUGUCCUGUCGGUAAAUUCGGCUCAGGAUGUUAUCUCAAGCAGAUAUCAUGUAAAUAUAAUGAAUGCUUGAAUAAUGGUCAGUGUGUACCAGAUGAUCCACGUCACGAGUUAGCGGAGAAUGAAAAUUAUAGGCACGGGUGUAUUUGUUCCGAAGAAUAUGAAGGAAUUCAAUGUGACUACCAUGUACCUCGAUUGGAUGUCUCGUUUGCAGGUGAUUUUAUUAUUCCUGAUUCGCUGUUCAUUCAUUUCGUUGGCGUAAAUGAUCACUCACCACAUGGUCGAACAACACUAUUGAAACGAAUCCCAUUGCACCAGACUAAACUUACUGUUUACGCACCGAUUGAUUUCAAUGCCGCGUUUGCACAGUUUGACAAUAAAUACUACCUGAUUGUCCUUCGAGAGUCGUUUAUUUACACAGGAAAUAUUUCAACACAAAUUAGUAAUCCACAUCAAUGUGUACCCAUUCAAGAACUGUUCAAUACCACAAUGGUUAAUCGCCAUCUAUUACGACGUAUAAAACAUUACCAUACUCCAUGUCAACAACGAAAGGAAUUGGUAUGUUUCUAUGACGAAGUUCAUUUUUGUUUAUGUGAUCUUUCUCGCAAUGCUAAUUGUUUCGAAUUCGAUUUUAACAUGACGCAUCAUUGUCAAGGCUUAAACCCGUGUGAGAAUGGGGGUCAUUGUUUCAACGAUUAUGUAGAAUGUCCCCUAACGACCAUUUGCGUUUGUGACACGUGCUUCUAUGGAUCACGAUGUCAAUUUUCAACUAAAAGUUUUCGUCCAUCAUUAGAUGCCAUUCUCGGCUAUCAGAUUCGUCCAAAAAUUCCCUUCAACCAGCAACCGGCAGCUGUGAAGGUCUCCGUAGCUCUUACUAUCAUCAUAUUUGGACUGGGUCUCGUCAAUGGAUUUUUACUACUUGUAACAUUUCGCAAGAAAGAAAUACGUAAUAUCGGGUGUGAUAUCUAUCUACUCACAUCGUCGAUAGUUUCCAUAAUUAUCAUCAACGCUUUCUCAUUAAAAACCUGUUUUCUUCUUCUAGCACAAAUGAAUCUGAUUACUAAUCAUUCAUUUAUUCUAUUCCAGUGUCGAUCAAUGGAUUUUCUCCUUCGAAUUUUUCUCAGUACCAGCGAUUGGUUACAUGCGUGUGUUGCCACCGAACGAAUAAUGAUUAUCUCGAAAGGUACUACUUUUGACAAGAGAAAGAGCAAAAACAUAGCUAAAUGGAUAAUCAGCUUUGUUCUUCUCGUUGUUAUAUGCACAAAUAUACAAGAACCAUUGCAUCGACAACUUAUGGACGAUGAAGAAGAGCAACGGAUCUGGUGUGUGAUCAAACUUUCACCAUCUGUUCAACUAUUUGAUUCAAUUAUCGUUCUCUUUCACUUUCUCGUGCCUUUUUCUCUUAACAUAGUAUCCGCUCUAGUCAUUAUUCUUGUCACCGCUCGAACUCGAUUGAACAUCAAGAGAAAACAAACGUAUAAAGAACACUUUUACGAACAACUACAAACUCAUAAACAUCUUCUCAUUUCGCCGUCAAUUCUCAUACUUUUAGCAUCACCUCGUCUUAUCAUUUCGUUUUUAUCCGAAUGUAUGAAAUCUGUUCGAGACCCUUGGCUAUUUUUGAGCGGCUAUUUUAUUUCCUUCAUUGCUCCGAUCGCAACGUUUGCUGUUUUCGUCCUACCAUCGCAAACAUACAAGCAACAAUUUUUGCAAUCAGCCAAGUCCUUAUGCUAUCGCUGA
Adineta ricciae is the source of this 4593-nucleotide messenger RNA. Lineage: Eukaryota; Metazoa; Rotifera; Eurotatoria; Adinetida; Adinetidae. The record is from the annotation of a GenBank genome assembly.